Messenger RNA from Stylonychia lemnae, 555 nucleotides. The record is from the annotation of a GenBank genome assembly. NCBI's taxonomy places the organism in Eukaryota, Ciliophora, Spirotrichea, Sporadotrichida, Oxytrichidae.
AUGGCUGACUAUAAACCUGAAAUCUACUUUAUCGGAUAAAUUGUAGGAGGAAGUGAUUUCCCAACUGACUUAGAUGGGUUAUUUGUUGAGGCAAGUUUAAAAUAUGGAGAGAAUUGGAAAUUGAUAGAGAAGACCUCUACAAUUUAGACUCAUACUUCUUAUCCCGAUGAUGAAGGGUUCUUUGUGUUUGCUCAUCCCUUUGAUUUCUACUUUAUUUGCGAGAGUGUUCAAGGAUGGCCCAAACUCAAUAUUAAGGUGUGGAGACUUGAUCAGUAUGGAAAACUUGACAAUAUCGCUUAUGGCAUCAUCAAUUUACCUAAUGAAACUGGCUCCUUUGACUUGGAAUGCCCAACUUGGAGACCAAUGAGUGGCUGGAGAGAAGAAUCGUACAAUUAUUAUCUUGGAGGUCCUCCAAAGCUAGUUAAUUCAGACCCUAUAGUAAGAGACUUAAAUAAAAGAAGAUUCUUGACUUCAAUGAGCUCUGGAUCGAUUCAUAUCCAUUGUGAAGUGCUAAUGAAGGGAUAUAGAGAUUCUUUUAUUAGUGGAGAUCAGUGA